Molecule: messenger RNA, 588 nt
Organism: Sphaeroforma arctica JP610
Lineage: Eukaryota; Ichthyosporea; Ichthyophonida
Exons: 1
Coding region: 1-588 (195 amino acids)
Source: RefSeq, a predicted model, not a curated record
AUGAUUGAGUGGUACGUACUGUCGCGAGAGGCAGCAAUCUUGGAGCCUUGUCACCAGUCACCAGCAACGCAGCUCAGGGAGAGGGCUGGGAGCAUUGUGUUGGAGGACAAUGAAGAGGAGCCGUUUAAGGUGGUUCGUGAGUUUUCGGACUAUGCCUUCAUGAGCAUUGUUGGUUGGCACCUGUUUGAGCUGAUUGGGAGUCGUGCUUCUGCAGGGGAGGAUCGUGAUACUGAUCCGUUGGAUCCUUACUCGCUGGUGAUGGGCGACAGGACAGGCAGCGCAGCAACUACAAGAAAUACCACGGCAGCAGCUGCGGCAGGAGCAGCAGGUGACCCGAGGAGAGAGCUUGGGCAACAGCUAUUUGAUGCCAUGAAAGAUUUUGUUUUGGCUCAGAGGGAAUCUGCCCGUGGAAGCCACAGCUACUUGAAUAUUAUUGGAAGAUAUGAUAACAUCAGAGUGGGCCUGGCGAAAAUGACAAGUCGGCACAACAACUCAGGUAUUCUGGCGGAUUACAUGAGUCAGGUGUCGAAGUUCGGUACACUGGGCCGGUACGCCAUAGGCUAUUGCAUGAAUUUCCAGAGUUUAUGA